Molecule: messenger RNA, 2880 nt
Organism: Dendrobium catenatum
Lineage: Eukaryota; Viridiplantae; Streptophyta; Magnoliopsida; Asparagales; Orchidaceae
Exons: 2
Coding region: 1-2880 (959 amino acids)
Molecular function (GO): nucleic acid binding; zinc ion binding
Source: RefSeq, a predicted model, not a curated record
AUGGCGGAGGGGAGUAAACGUCAGGCUUCCGACGGCGAUCGAAGCCUUGAAGCUUUGUGGGCUGCUCACAACAGCACCACAAAACAACUAGAAGAGCUUAACGCCGCUUUCUACAGUUUUUCCUUGUUUUUCUUUCCCUGUUUUUGUUUGCAUGUUGUGUUCGUUGGCCAACUCCCCGCUGCUGCACCAGAUUUUGGUAUCAGAGCUAGCAUUUGGUUCCAAUGGCGUAAGCGCCAGGCUUCCGACGGCGAUCGAAGCCUUGAAGCUUUGUGGGCUGCUCACAAUAGCACCACAAAGCAACUAGAAGAGCUUAACGCCGCUUUCUACAGGUUCACAGUGGAAAUGCGGAACAUAGUGCAGCCGAUUCCUCCAGUUCCUGUUCCAGCUUCAGUUCCAGUUCCAGAUCGCCGCCCUCCGUUUCAAAAUCCAAGACCACCAGUUCCACGGGAUACGGCUCGGAUUGGUCGCAAUCAACGACGUCCUCCCACACCGACACCGGAUCUUUCCGAAUCCGAAGACGAGAUUAAUGAUGAGGCGAACAGAGACUGGCCCGAUUCGGGUGAAGAUGAAGUAGACGCACUUCCGGCGAGACACAGGGGUCGCGGCUACCCUCGGCACCAAGGGCAGAAUGAUUUUCGUGUUAAGCUCGACAUCCCGUUUUUUGACGGGAAGUUACACAUUGAGGACUAUUUGGAUUGGGAGCGGGCCGUCGAGACGUUCAUUGACUAUAUGGAAAUCCCACCUGAGAAACAGGUGAAGUAUGUAGCCUGUCGGCUGAGGGGCGGAGCUAGCGCAUGGUGGAUGCAAAUUCAGCAAUCACGCAGGCGAGAAGGUAAGGGACCGGUACGAAAUUGGUAUCGAUUGAAACAGUUAUUGAGAGGACAUUACCUUCCGACAGACUAUGAGCAAAUGUUAUACCAUCAGUACCAGCAUUGCGCACAAGGUAGCCGAUCGGUCUCUGACUAUACGGAGGAAUUUUACCGUUUGAGCGCACGGAACAAUCUUAAUGAAACAGAAAACCAGCUAGUUGCUCGUUAUAUUGGGGGGCUCAGGGAUACAAUUCAGGACAAAUUGGAGCUCAACUCAGUUUGGUCUGUGUCGCAAGCAGUUAAUUUCGCACUGAAGGUUGAAUUACAACUACAAAGGCACUCCCGUACCCAAACCACCCGUCGGUUUAUGCCUGACAAUCGACUGGACUUCUCUAAAUCACCUACUGCUUCCUCAAAGACUUCCCAAGCUGCCACGCCACAAACGGGUACCGCUAGUGCCAAUGUGAAGGGACAAGUUCCAACCAAGACACCUACUCGCGAGAAUACGCGUGAUAAUCCAUACGCCAGACCCACUACAUUAAAAUGCUUUCGCUGUUUUCAAUCAGGACAUAAGUCCAACGAAUGUCCGAAUAGGCAACAAGUACAAAUGUUAGAUGGGGAACAAGAUGGGUCCGCGGCGCAGGUCGUGACCGAGACUGAUGGCGAGGAAGAAAUUUUACAAGGUGACAGUGGAGAGCCUCUAAUCUGCAUUUUGGAAAAGCUGCUGCUCACACCGCGAACUAUGGGGGAUUCACAGCGUAAUGCACUGUUCCGUACCCGCUGCACCAUUAAUGGGAAAGUAUGUGACCUCCUUGUUGACAGUGGCUGUACCGAGAAUAUCAUUUCUCGCAACGCCGUUACCGCCCUACAAUUGAAAACAACUAAGAAUCCAAAUCCCUAUAAAAUUAGCUGGGUAAAGAAGGGCAUGGAAAUCGGCGUAUCGGACAUGUGUAGAGUUACAUUUUCUAUCGGAAAACACUACACCUGUGAGGUGUUGUGUGAUGUAUUGGAUAUGGACGUUUGCCAUUUGAUUCUGGGACGACCCUGGCAAUUCGAUUGCGGCGCUAUAUAUGACUGUCGUGCAAACGUGUACUCUUUUGACUGGAAAAACAAAAGAAUCAAAUUGUUGCCUGGAAGAAAUAAUACUACUUCGGCUACCAAAAAUGAGAAAGCAGCCAUUUGCAUUAUUCCUGGAUCUGCCAUGAUACAAUGUCAGAUCGCCAAGUUACCAAUUCUAGCAUUGAUGGUUACCGACAAUACCAAGUGUAGCAAGAGCAACCCGCCCCCAGCUCAAAUCCAAACCGUUCUAACAGAAUACCAGGAUCUCUUACCUGCGGAGCUUCCCACAGGUUUGCCACCUAUCCGUCAGUUGCAGCAUCAAAUUGAAUUCAUCCCAGGAGCCAUAUUACCGAAUUUACCCCACUACCGAAUGAGCCCAAAGGAGCAUUCCAUUCUCCAGGGAAUAGUGGAUGAGCUGCUUCAAAAACAACUCAUACAACCAAGUAUGAGCCCUUGUGCAGUUCCCGCCUUGAUUGUGCCUAAGAAGGACGGACAAUGGCGUAUGUGCAUCGACAGCCGCGCAAUCAACCGGAUAACAGUUAAGUAUCGAUUCCCGAUGCCUAGAAUUGAAGAUUUGUUGGACAAGCUUGCGGGUGCCACAAUUUUCUCAAAGCUAGACUUGCGAAGCGGCUAUCAUCAAAUCCGAAUUCGACAAGGCGACGAGUGGAAAACAGCCUUCAAGACUAAGGAAGGGCUUUUCGAAUGGAAAGUGAUGCCAUUUGGGUUGUGUAACGCUCCAUCGACCUUCAUGCGCCUUAUGAAUGAGUUGCUCAAGCCGUUUCUAGACAAUUUCUGUGUCGUUUAUUUUGACGACAUACUGGUGUAUAGCUCUUGCCUUGAGGACCAUUUGAAUCACCUGAAACAGAUUUUUGACUGUUUGAGAAGUAACAAACUGUUUUUAAAUGAAAGCAAGUGUGAGUUUGCUGUUCAUGAAGUCCACUUCCUUGGAUUCAUCUUGUCUGCUGCUGGAGUUCAUAUGGAUCCCAGAAAAAUUUCGGCUAUUCUUGAAUAG